Messenger RNA from Ilex paraguariensis (yerba mate), 687 nucleotides. The record is from the annotation of a GenBank genome assembly. Lineage: Eukaryota; Viridiplantae; Streptophyta; Magnoliopsida; Aquifoliales; Aquifoliaceae.
AUGGCAGCGAAGCUGGUGGGAGGUUGCUUACAUGGAAAGUUUAUCGAUGCAACACCAUUUGCAAGCUCAGAUAAGAAGGCUAACUCAGGCAACGAAUAUAAAUCCAGUUCGCUUGUCGAUGAACUAGGUUCCAUGUUAACUGAUUGUGGGUUUAAUUAUCAUGGUUUAGAGGUCCUGUACAGUGGAGUUUACGGGACAGAACUAACGUGUGAGAUAUUUAUUGGGCCUGUUUAUUAUCAGCGACUCCGGCAUAUGGUUUCAGACAAAUAUCAGGUUCGGUCCACUGGAACAGUAGAUCAGGUCACCCGGCAGCCUAUCAAAGGUAGAAAACGUGGUGGGGGUAUCCGUUUUGGAGAGAUGGAACGGGAUUCCCUUCUUGCUCAUGGGGCAGCAUAUUUAUUACAUGACAGGCUCCAUACAAGUUCUGAUCAUCACUUUGCCGAUGUAUGUUCCCUUUGUGGAAGCAUCCUCACAACAACACUCAUACAACCACAGAAACGAGCAGUGCGAGAGAUUGGUGGGCUUCCUCCUGGUAGAUCACCCAAAAAGGUCUUUUGCAAUGCUUGCGAGACAAGUAAAGGAAUGGAAACUGUUGCGAUGCCAUAUGUCUUUAGAUUUUUGGCCGCAGAACUAGCAGCUAUGAAUAUUAAAAUGACCCUAGAGCUAAGUAACGGAGCAGGAGCUUGA